AUGAUAAAUAGUGAAUUAGAAUACUUAAAAUAUAUCAUUUCUGAUAUAUUUGGUUAUUCGUGUAGUGAAAUAGUGGAAUUAAUUUUAAUAUAUGGAAAUAAAUUAACUAUAAAUGAAAUUAUUAAUUUAUCAAAUUAUGAAUUUAAUAUAGUUAGAAACAUUAUAUUAUGUUUAUUAAUUCAUAACAUAUUAGAUGUUAAUAUAAUUUAUAAUAAAUCAGAUGAAUGUAACCAUGUAUCUGUUGAUGAUAAAAAUGUCAACUUAUCAUUUGAACAAAAAAAUAAUGAAAAUUUUUUUAAUAAAAACACAGAAAAAAAUAGAGAGAUGAAUUUGAAUGAAAUAAAUCUUCUACCUGAUAAUGAAAAUUAUAAAUAUAUGAAAGGAUGCAAAUGUGCUUUUUGUAUUUGUAAAAUAAAAAGAGUAGAAUACUUCGUUAUUAUAAAAAAUAUUUAUAUUCUUGUUAGAUAUUCUUCUAUAUUUUAUUAUAUGCAUCCAACUUGCAUAAAUAAAAGAAAUGAAACGACAAUAGAAAAUGUUAAUAAUACGAAUAUUGAAUAUAACUUUUUUUAUUCUGAUAAUACAUUUGAUGAUAAUAUGAAUUAUUUAGAUGGUAAAGAUGAACAAGUUUUAGAAAAAGAUGAUACAAUAAAUUUUAUUGAAAAAAUUAUUCUUAUAAGAAUUAUAAAAAGUGGGAGAAUAACCAUUGAUAAUUGUUUAAAAGAUUUAAAGCAUGAUGAUUAUGUUGAAGUAUGUAAGAAAAAAAUUCCUAAUAUUAGUAGAAAAAAGUUAAGAUUAAUAUUUUUGCAAUUGUUAAAAAAGAAAUUUAUAAAAAAAUGUAAAUAUUUUAAUGAACAUAUUUGUGAAAAUAAUAAAGAACAAAAUGAAAAUCUUCUCAUUUAUGAUAAUUCUAUUAAUUAUAUUAAUAUAAAUUAUAAUAAAACUCUUGAUGAUAACUUAGUAAAAGAUUUAAAUGACACAGAAAAUAAUUUUAAUAAUAUUAACAAUAAUAAUAAUAAAAUAAAUAAUAAUUCUAAUUCCAACUCUUGCGAUAAUAACAAUUAUAAUAUUAUUGAUAACAAUAUAGAUAACAUUUUAUUUUAUCAACAAAUGGAUAAUGAUAAUGAUACUAAAAAGAAUAAUCUACCAAAUAUAAAUGAACAAAAUAAUGACAUGAAAAUUAAUUCAAAAAAAAGCAAAAAAAUUCAUAAAGAAACAUCAUCAGUAUUAAGUAAUAAAAAAAAAAGAAAAACAAAUGUUAGUGAAAAUAAUGUUAAAAAGGUUAAUAUUUAUCAAUAUGAAAAUAAUAUAGAUGAAAUUCUCACUAUAAACGAUGAAUCAUCAAAUAAAAAUGAAAAUAAAAACAUAGUUCAUAAUAAUAAUAAUAAUAAUACAAGUAAAAAAUAUAAAGAAAAGUUACUAGAUAAAGAUAUAAUUUUAACUAUGAAUAAAAAAAAUGAAAAUUCAAAUAAAGUAAAUUAUUCAAAUGAUGAUACAAGUUAUUUUUUGAAUAAAGAAGAUAUGCAAAAUAAUCUAUUAGAAUAUUUAGAUAAUCCAUAUACAUAUUUUCAGGCUAAUAGUGAAGUAUUAUCUUUAUUAUAUUUGAAACAGGAAUGCUUUAAUUUUAUAACGAAUUAUUAUAAUCUUAAUGAAAUAACAAAAUGUAUACUGUUUUAUUUAUUAAAAAAUGUUCAACUUAAUUACUCAAUGGAUAACAACAAUUAUAAUGUAUCAUCUUCUUUUUCUUCAUUUGAAAAUAUAGAAAAAUAUGUAAUAGAAAAAUUAAAAAAGAAAAAAAUAUUUAUAGAUAAAAAUACAGUGUUACAAAAUCUAAAUAUGCUAAUAAAAUAUCCUGAUAACUUAAUAAAAACCCAAUGCAAUGAGGUAAUCUCUUAUGCAUCCGACUUCUCAAAUAUAAAAACAAUUUAUAGAAAUAAAAUUAUAUCAAACAUAAUAGAAAAUAUGAUAGGAUUAGAUGCAUUAAGAAUAUGGAAUUUUUUAAUAUCUACCUCUGACGAAAAAUCUAAUGAUGAAAUAAUAAGUGAAAAUGUUUUAAUACCUUUAAAUGAUGUUAGAAAAAAACUAUAUAAUUUGUUAUAUCAUGGAUUUAUUAAAUGUCAUGAAUGUAAUAACAGUAAUAAUAAUAAAACUUACAUUAAACACUCUUUGUCAUUUUCAACCAAUAUAUAUUAUACUAGUAAUAAAAUAAAAGAAAAUUUAUUCACAGUAGCAAAAAAUAUUUAUAUUAGAAAGUUUUAUGAAAAUAAUGAAAUAAAUACUUUACAUAAUAAAUUAAAUAUAUGUGUUAGUGAUAAAGAUAAUAAUAAAAAAGCUAACAGUUUAACAUCACGAGAAUAUGCUGUUGACUAUUUAGAAAUUAGUUUAAUAAAUGUAGAUAAAUUUAUUUUUAUAUUUAACGCUUAA
Messenger RNA from Plasmodium gallinaceum, 2421 nucleotides. Its product is annotated as conserved Plasmodium protein, unknown function. Lineage: Eukaryota; Apicomplexa; Aconoidasida; Haemosporida; Plasmodiidae. The record is from RefSeq and is a predicted model, not a curated record. The coding region runs from base 1 to 2421 and encodes 806 amino acids. The transcript has a single exon.